AUGUCCAAACUAUCACGGCUCGAUGAGCUUCUAACCGUGAAAAGAACAGAGCGAGAUGGGAUUCUUCGUCCGGUGGACAUGCUUGACAAUGACUCGAUCCGACCAACACCAGUAAAAGAUCGAACAUGGUCCCAAAUCACCUACAUGAUGUUCUGGUUCUCUGCCACUGCGAACGUGAGCAAUUUGUACACAGCUUCCACGGGCAUGUCUAUGGGACUGACCAUGUGGGAAGCCAUCGGGUGCUCUUUCGGUGGCCAGAUUCUUGCCGGUGCCUUGAUGGCUGUGAACGGGCGUGGUGGUGCUAUGUACCGCAUUCCGUUCCCUGUACUUUGUCGUGCCAGCUUUGGGCACUGGGGAGCACUGUGGCCGACGUUUAAUCGUGCGGCUAUGUCAAUUGUAUGGAAUGGAGUCAAUUCCGUUCAGGGAGGGCAAUGUUUAUAUGUCUUUCUCCAUGCUAUAUUCCCUUCUAUUGAAAGAAUUCCAGAUAAGAUGGGAUCUAAGUCGGCUUUGACUUCAGCACAAAUGAUGUGUUUCUUCGUCUAUUGGUUUAUCAAUUGCGCAUUUUUGGUGGUGCCUGUACCAAAGAUGAAGUCGCUGGUCUAUGCCAAAGUUGCUGUAUACUUUGGUGCAGCCUUUGCUAUGUUGGGAUGGACUGUAUCUCUCGCCGGUGGCUCUCUGAAGUCAAUCAAUGCACCCUCGAAGAUCCAGGGGACAGAGAAAAGCUACCUAAUUUUCAAAUUCUUCUUCUUGGGACUCGCAAGCUGUGGAACUUUCAUUUCCAACGCGUCCGAUCUCCAGCGAUAUGCUACAAAGCCUAAUGACGUCCUCAUCGGCCAGUUUAUCAGCUUCCCUCUGUCGAAUUUCUUAGUUGCUAUUAUAGGCAACCUUAUCGCAUCGGCUAGCAAGGAGAUCUUUGGAGAGCUCAUCUGGAACCCGCUGAACUUCUUGGAUAAAUUGAUGGAAGGGGAGCGGUACACCUCUGGCAAUCGCACAGCUUGUGCCUUCAUUGCUCUGGCAUUCGUUUAUUCGACUGUUUUCUCUGCCAUCUUCGAGAACUCUAUCCCUGCGGGUAACGAUAUCGCAGCUUUAUUACCAAGAUACAUUUCAGUCAAACGAGGAUUUUUCAUCUGUGCCGUCCUCUCCUACGCCAUUUGUCCCUGGUAUCUCCUCUCAUCAGCCUCAAUUUUCAUCACAUUCCUCUCCUCCUACCAAAUCUUCCUAUCCGCAAUUACCGGCAUUCUCAUCUGCGACUACUACCUGAUCCGCCGCGGUCUACUCAACAUUCCAGCCCUCUACGUCUCAAAACCAAGUCCAUAUCGAUACUUCCACGGAUUCAACCCGCGCGCCUUCUUGGCCUACAUUAUUGCUAUUGCGCCGAACUUCUAUGGUUUCCUUUUCCAAAUGGGCGUCAAGGCCCCUCUAGGUAUCAAGCGAUUCUACUAUAUCGCUUACCCCACCGGCCUUAUCAUCGGAUUCGGCGCGUCUGGAUGGAUGGAGCCCAAGGACUUUGUGGAAGAUGAGGAUGUUGCUGGAAGUGCUGGAAGUGACGGUUACAUUGACGCUGUUGACCCCGCUUACGCGGAGAAGGGGCCUGUCGCGGUCACUAGAGCAGCCGAUGAAAAGAGUUCUUUCAAAUGA
Molecule: messenger RNA, 1638 nt
Organism: Penicillium coprophilum
Lineage: Eukaryota; Fungi; Ascomycota; Eurotiomycetes; Eurotiales; Aspergillaceae
Product: nucleobase cation symporter-1 family protein
Exons: 7
Coding region: 1-1638 (545 amino acids)
Biological process (GO): nucleobase transport; transmembrane transport
Cellular component (GO): plasma membrane
Molecular function (GO): nucleobase transmembrane transporter activity
Source: RefSeq, a predicted model, not a curated record